Doryrhamphus excisus (bluestripe pipefish) is the source of this 4274-nucleotide messenger RNA. The record is from RefSeq and is a predicted model, not a curated record. NCBI's taxonomy places the organism in Eukaryota, Metazoa, Chordata, Actinopteri, Syngnathiformes, Syngnathidae.
GUGCACGUGGUUAGCAUGUUAGCUUAAUGUCUGACCACAGCACGACUCAAAAUAUGCAACUGACGGAACUUAAGGUUGUUUUAAACCAUAAAAUAGACCAUUUAAAGUAUACCUUCUGAAGAGGGUCUGUUUCAGCAGAGCUGUUUCCACACGCCGGCCUCUUGGAGGCGUUGUAGCCGAGGUCCUCGCUGAUUCUGUCCCACAGAUACUGAGUGGACAGCGGUGCCUGGAGAACCACAGCAAACACGGACAGGAACAUAACAGGCUCCACGGACACAGGCAGCGGACAUGUAAAUGGUGGCCCCACUCGUCCGGUGGUCAGUGAGUCCUCUGUGCGGCCGAAGGAGGCCUUAGCGUCAUCCUCAUUCACGCCAGAAUUCGUGUCCUCGUCACCGGGAAGGAUAGCUGCGGUGUCCGGCUCGAACAUGACUUGACGCGGAACGAGUAAACACAAAAAAAAACUGUGAACUCGACUCACUUGCUGCUAACCGCUCUGUUAACACAUUACGACGACGCUAUUUGGUGCCAAUUUGUGUUUUUGAUGGUUAAAAGUCAGUGAAAAUCUUUCAAACGGCUUCAAUGCUGGACUCACUUCAACAGGAAGCAAAGCUGUCAGUGGCAGCCUGGCGACACCAACUGGACAAUUGGGAGAAUUACACCAAUAUGUCAGCCAUAACAUUUGAUACUAUGACAAGAUGGUACCAAGUUGGAUAUGAAUGCCAAAUGGUCAUCUAAAGGAAACACAAACUUGAAGGACGGUCCAAAUGAAUGACGUAAGUCCUUUGUCAGGCAGGCAUAUCCAUCCACCGUUUGACACCCCUGCACAACCUGAAGUGCGAAAGUAUGCUGGAGGCAAAAUGUGGCUUUGUGAUCAUCUUGAUGGCACUGUACUGGUGUACAGAGUGCAUCCCUCUGGCUGCGACGUCCCUGCUGCCAGUCAUUCUCUUCCCCAUGAUGAAGAUCAUGGAAUCAGAUGAGGUUUGUAUCCAGUACUUAAAGGACUCCAACAUGCUCUUCAUUGGUGGCUUGCUGGUAGCCAUCGCUGUGGAGCACUGGAAUCUGCACAAAAGGAUCGCCCUCCAGGUUCUGCUUCUUGUCGGGGUGAAACCUUCGCUCCUGAUGAUCGGCUUCAUGGGCACCACGGCUUUCCUGUCCAUGUGGAUCAGUAACACAGCCUCCACGGCCAUGAUGCUGCCCAUCGCCAACGCCGUGCUGCAGCAGCUCAACGAUUCUGAGGCGAACGCCGAAGAGAGAGCUCAGGAAUUCAAUGCCAAGGAUGGCCUGGAGAACCAGGGAUUUGAGAUGCAUCCUCGUUAUGAAUGCAAGGAACUCCAACUAAAGGGCGGCACCGUCAACACGGAUGUAGUCGACAUGGAUGAGGCAGAAAACGAUGUUUCCAAGGGUGGUGUGAGUAUCCCAGAGACAAUGGACCAGCGUAGAAUCAAGAGGGAGCAGAGGUACAUGAACCUGACCAAAGGCAUGAGUCUGAGUGUGUGUUACGCCGCAAGCAUCGGAGGCACAGCCACUCUCACCGGAACCACACCCAAUGUCAUCCUGAAGGGCCAGAUUGAUAAACUAUAUCCUGAUAAUGGUGGCAUCAUCAAUUUCGCCAGCUGGUUUGGCUUUGCAUUCCCCAACAUGAUUCUCAUGCUAGCAUUAGCUUGGCUUUGGCUGCAGCUGAUGUUUUUGGGCCUGAACUUCAGACAAUCAUUUGGAUGUGGAACUAAAAGUGCAGGUGACAAAGAGGCCUACCAGGUAAUCAAAGAUGAGUACAAAAAGUUGGGCAAGAUGAGCUUCGCUGAGGCCAGUGUGCUGGUUAUCUUCACGCUGCUGGUUCUUCUGUGGUUUACCAGGGAGCCUGGCUUCAUACCAGGCUGGGCCACUGUUCUCUUCAACCAAACCACAAUGUACGUAACAGAUGGCACCGUGGCCGUGUUAUUGUCAUCACUGUUCUUCUGCAUCCCCUCCAAAUUUCCCAGAUGGGGCAGCAGAUCUGAUGACGAGGAGCCCGAUGAAGCUCCAUCGCCACUGCUCACCUGGGAUAUCGUCCAUGAAAAGAUGCCUUGGGGCAUCAUCUUGCUCCUGGGAGGAGGCUUCGCUUUGGCCCACGGCAGCGAAGUGUCUGGACUAUCCAAAUGGUUGGGGGAGAGUCUCAUCCCGCUGCAGAGCAUCCCCCCCUUUGCCAUCUCCAUUGUGUUGUGUCUGCUGGUGGCCAUGUUCACUGAAUGUUCCAGCAACACUGCCACCGCCACUCUGUUUCUACCAAUACUCGGCGCCAUGGCCACAGCCAUUAAGAUCCAUCCUCUGUAUGUGAUGUUCCCCUGCGCCAUCGCCACCUCCCUGGCUUUCAUGCUGCCCGUAGCAACACCCCCUAAUGCUAUUGCUUUCUCCUAUGGCAACCUUAAAGUCAUGGACAUGGCCAAGGCUGGAUUUAUCCUCAACUUGCUUGGAGUCGUCACCAUCAACAUUGGUAUUAACACAUGGGGCGUGGCCAUGUUCCAGCUCAACACAUUCCCCAGUUGGGCAAAUGUUACAAAAAAUCCUUAAAUACGACCACCGAGAACAAAACCACACCAGCGAAUAGAUGAUCGAUAUGUGAUCAAUAGAACUUAUUGAAGACAGCGGCCACUCAAAGCCAAAUGGACAUGCUGGCCUGUCAACACUGAAGCUCCGUUUUCAAACGUUUUUCACUCAAAUGAGCUCAAUUCAUUGGAUCUGCAGGUCAUAACUUGAUGCUACUAAAGUCUUCAAUAAAAUGUAAGUAGAGUAUUCCGACCACACGUUGAUGCAACCUUCCCGAGCUCCUUCUGCACAACCUAAUGAGAUCCAAUACGAUAAGAACAGUCGGGGAAAAAAAGUUGUGUUUUACCAAAAAUAUGAUUGACCAGUAUGUUUAUUAUUGUGCUUUCUGUGUUGGGACCCUGCACUGUCAUGCUAACAGGUCUUAUAUUUUGGUUAGUUUUCAUGUGAGGGUCGUAAUGUUAGAAAAUUUUUUGCAAACCGAUAAUGUUUUUCCUCUCAAGGCCGACACCCAUACGAUAACUGAUAACUUAUUUAUAGCUUUUCAUUUGACUUAUUUAUCGCUCACAUUUUUUUUAAAAGGUCGAUUUAACUGUAAUUUCUGCACACCUGGAAGUAAGAAAGUCAAAGGUGGAUUAGAUCAAAUUUACUAGUAGAUUUGUCCUACCCAACUAUGACAUGAACCAAAUACAAAAGUAACAAAAGUAAUAAUGUUUCUAGAAAUUUGUGUUUUUUUUUUAUUUUUAUCACAUUUUUUCAAAAUUAGUAAAUGAUUUUAUGAUGGACUGUGGUCCAUUAUUAAUCCAAACUUAUUGAAAUACAAGGGAUAUGUAGCAUUCUGGCCACUAGGUGGCAGUAAUGACAUUACCUGACAUCACAUUACCUUAACAUCACAUGAAGUCAUAAAGUCAGCCAUGGCAUGUCCGACACGCGACAGAGUGGAAAAGUGCUCCUCCCAUCUUGUGUGGAAGUGGUAAGUGUUUGACAAGAAUUAAAUUUGAUGGUAGCUCGCUAGCUAGCGGCUGUCUCAAGUCCCUGCAGCAUAAGAGUUGCGCAGCAUGAUGUAAACAAUGUAUAAUAGGAGUGUAAAGGUGUCUAUAGGGAUGUUAUUUAAUGUCUGCAGAGCUCUAAUAAUGUUAAAAACAGUUAGAAAGUCAUAAAAAGGUUUUCUGUGUCUCAUUUAUCAACAUUGAAUCCUGUAUUACGGGAAUUCAUUUAUGGCGGUCAGGUCUGGAACCAAUUAACCGCUAUAAACGAGGGACGACUGUAGUUCGAAGUCCUUAUCCAGACAGCAAGGUGGCUGAUCAAUGCCAUGAUUGUUUAUACUGUUAAUGAGCCCAAAGGAGCGCUUGAUUUGCUCACAUUAACCCAGCAACACACAACACAGUAUGGGUAAUCUCGCCUAAUUGGGAAGUUAUUGGAGCUACUUGUAAUAUUAUUUAUUGGAAUGAUGUCAUAAUUUCUCUCACAAUACAGUAGAGUAUUAUGUUUAUUAUUGUUGGUGAUUAUGGGAUGUCUAAUAAUGUUAAAUGGCGUAUUUAGAAUGUUUUCAACAUGUUUUUGAUGCAGUGAUAAACGAGUGAUAAACGAGGGUUUACUGUAUGUAUGUUCCAUAAGCUACGGAGACCCUCAACUUGACUGUAUGGGACAAUAUACACAAUUGCUAUUUUGAGGCUGUGGUCCUGACUAAGUUGAUUGUAACAUGUUUUGUUUGCAUGUCUGUUAUGUUUCCAAGACAAUAAAUAUUUGUUGUA